This is a messenger RNA of Diospyros lotus (date-plum), 3994 nucleotides long. RefSeq lists its product as uncharacterized. NCBI's taxonomy places the organism in Eukaryota, Viridiplantae, Streptophyta, Magnoliopsida, Ericales, Ebenaceae. The transcript is spliced from 2 exons. The coding region runs from base 375 to 3554 and encodes 1059 amino acids. The record is from RefSeq and is a predicted model, not a curated record.
UUUCAUCAGGCUGUUACUCCUUCCCGCGCGCCUCUGUAUCCCAAUCUCCGCCUCUUCCCGUCAAUUCCAAAUCUCCCUAUCAAAUCCAAAUCCGAAUCGCCUCUUCUUCCCAUCAAUCCAAAUUCGCCUCUAUUCUUUUGAUUUUCCUUUUCUCUUCACUCAUUCCCUUUCUGGUUUGUGCGAACCCUUCUUUCAUACCGUCGGCGAUCGAAGCCCUGCAUAUCGCUGUUGCCCGUGUCGUCCUCGAUCUCGGUUUCUUGUAUUGAUUACGGAGAGGCCAUUACAUUGUCACAUCUGAUGCUGGUGACGGAGUUCUGGCUAACUCUUUGAGGACAAUAAUAUUUUGAGGUGAACACUGAGAUACUCUACAAAUUAUGGAAUGCAAUAAAGAUGAGGCCACUCGGGCAAAAAUAAUUGCCGAGCAAAAGUUAACAGAGAAGGAUUUUUAUGGUGCAAAGAAAUUUACGUUGAAGGCCCAAGCUCUGUACCCUGGACUUGAGGGUAUUUCCCAACUGUUGAUGAUACUUGAUGUAUAUAUCACUGCAGAGAACAAGAUCAAUGGGGAAGUAGAUUGGUAUGGGAUACUUGGUGUUAGCCCCUCUGCUGAUGAUGAGACAGUAAAGAAACAAUAUAAGAAGUUGGCUCUCAUGCUGCACCCUGACAAAAACAAAUGUGUUGGCGCAGAUGGUGCAUUUAAGCUAGUUUCACAGGCCUGGAGUUUGUUAUCCGAUGUGGCUAAGAAGCUAGAAUAUCAAAGGAGGAUCUCUAAAGGUUACGAACAUAGAGUUCUGAACAAGAGCGGUGGUGAGUCGGCAACCCCGAAUGCAAAAGGUUUUCACGAUUUCCAAAAUAGGGCGACUUCAAAUGAGAAGAGACAGAAUAUUGCAGCUCAGGUGCAUCCUACUACUGUUCACCCUCCAUCGCAUCCAACAACUGAUUCUUUCUGGACCACGUGCCCUAGGUGUAAGAUGCAAUAUGAGUUUCUUAGGUCAUAUAUCAACCGUAAACUUGUCUGCCCCAGUUGUCGUGAAGCCUUUAAGGCUUUUGAGACAGCUCGACCUCCGAAUUUUUCUAAGACAUUUGCUCCAAGAAGGCCAGGGGAUCGUAAUUUGUUCAACCACUCAAAUGUCCAACAGGGUCCAUUAACUAAAGCAACUGGUGUUGGCACAACAGAGUCACCGGCGUCUGUGGCUGCAAAAUCUGCAAGAGUUGUUCAGCGGGCAAAUCCGUCUACUAAAGCAGCUGGUGUUGGCACAACGGCGUCACCAGAUUCUGUGGCUGCAAAAUCUGCAAGUGUUGUUCAGCGGGAAAAUCCAUUUACUAAAGCAGCUGGUGUUGGCACAGCGGCGUCGCCAGCUUCAGUGGCUGCAAAAUCUGCAACUAUUGUUCAGAGGGUAAAUCCAUUUACUAAAACAGCUGAUGUUGGCACAACGGCGUCACCAGCUUCUGUGGCUGCAAAAUCUGCAAGUGUUGUUCAGCGGGCAAAUCCAUUUACUAAAACAGCUGGUGUUGGCACAGCAGCGUCACCAGCGUCUGUGGCCGCAACAGUUGCAAGCAUUGUUCAGCUGGCAAAUCCGUUUACUAAAACUGCUGGUGUUGACACAACAACAUCACCAGCUUCUGUGGAUGCAAAAGCUGCAAGCAUUGUUAAGCGGGCAAAUCCAUUUACUAAAACAGCUGGCGUUGACACAACAGCGUCACCAGCUUAUGUGGAUGCAAAAACUGCAAGGGUCGCUCAGCGGGCAAAUCCAUUUACUAAAACAGUUGGUGUUGGCACAACGGCUUCGCCAGCUUCUAUGGCUGCAAAAUCUGCAAGUGUUGUUCAGCGGGCAAAUCCAUUUACCAAAACAGCUGAUGUUGGCACAAUGGUGUCACCAGCUUCUGUGGCUGCAAAAUCAGCAAGUGUUGUUCAGCAGGCAAAUCCAUUUACUAAAACAGCUGGAGUUGGCACAACAGCCUCGCCAGAUUCUAUGGCUGCAAAAAUCGCAAGUGUUGUUCAGCCGGCAAAUCCAUUUACUAUAGCAGCUAGUGUUGGCACAACAGCCUUGCCAACUUCUGUAGAUGCAAAAGCUGCAAGUGUCACUCAGCAGGCAAAUUCAUUUACUAAAACAGCUGGUGUUGGCACAACAGCCUCACGAGCUUCUGUGACUGCAAAAGCUGCAAGUGCUGUUCAGCGGGCAAAUGAGAAACUGAAGAGAAAGCGUGAUGUAUCAGACGCUGCUGAUGACCGGGAGGGUCUAUUGAAAAAAGGAAAAGUUGAUGGCGGUAUUAAUGGUCCUAGACACAAGACAGCACGUCAGAUGGGCAUGAGAGAUGGUGGAAAUGGCCGAAGACGUUUAUUUGGAUUAAGAAAGGGCGGUCUUAAUACGGAUGGGGCCACUGUCUUUUCUGGUGUUAAUGAUAAGCUUAAGAGCAUGAGAGAGUUGACACCACUGGAAAUUCGGAACAUGCUAAUGAAGAAGGCUCAAACUGACAUUUCCAAGAAGUUGAAGGAGUGGAGCUCAGAGGCUAUAACCAGGCCUGUAGCCUCAAAGAAAGAGAAGGUGAAGGAAAGCAAAAAUGAAAAAGAGAAGCACUCCGUAGAAGGUGGCAACCAUAAACAAAAAGGGAAUGGAGUCUCUUCCAGUGCUGUCGAAGGAGACAUAGCCAGCAAAUAUUUCACUAAUACUUCUGCUGAUGAUGGAGAAAAAGACAUUGCACCAAUGUCAAUGAAUGUGCCAGAUCCAGAUUUUCAUGAUUUUGACCAGGACCGUACGGAAAGAUCUUUUGCAGGUAAUCAAGUCUGGGCUGCAUAUGAUGAUGAUGAUGGCAUGCCGCGUUUCUAUGCAAUGAUUCAUAAGGUAAUAUCGUUCAAGCCUUUUAAGAUGAGGAUAAGUUGGCUUAACUCAAAAACCAACAGUGAAUUUGGUGCAAUAGGAUGGAUAGGUUCUGGCUUCUAUAAAACUUGUGGGGAAUUUAGGAUGGGCAAACAUAAAUUCACUGGGUCUCUAAAUUCAUUUUCACACCAAGUUAAGUGGGCAAAGGGUCCACGUGGAACUGUUUGUAUAUAUCCCAAGAAGGGCGAUGUGUGGGCACUCUACAGAAACUGGUCCGUUGAUUGGAAUGUGCACACCCCUGAUGAGGUGAUACAUAAAUAUGACAUGGUGGAAGUGCUUGAAGACUAUAAUGAGGAUCAAGGUGUAUCUGUUGCUCCUCUGAUCAAGGUUGCCGGUUUCAGGACAGUUUUUCUUGCACAUGCAGACCCUGAGAAGGUAAGGCAAAUACCAAAAGAGGAGAUGUUUCGGUUCUCUCAUCAGGUCCCAAACUAUUUGCUAACAGGCCGAGAAGCUCAAAAUGUUACCAAGGGCUGCCAUGAACUAGACCCGGCUGCUACUCCUAUGGAACUUCUUCAAGUAAUUACAGAAGCUAAUGGGGCAACGGUGGAGAAUGAGGAGAAAGCUGAGACAAUGAUGUUGCACAGUUCCGCUGAAAUUAAGGUCGAUGAGAUUGUGACUAGGGCUACGGAGGCUAAUGACGAAGAGGAAGCAAUUGGUGCGGAAACCAAGGAUGGCUGAUAGUCAUCCUGAAGUUUCCAAGGUAGCCGGUUCAAUAAUGCCUAAAAAUCUGAAGCAGAUUCAAGAAAGUUGGAGAUGCAUGGCUUGCGCGCUUUUGGUUAUUUGGGCUAGAGCUAAAAUAGGACGGCAUCUUGGCAAAGAAGUGGAUGAAAGGUGAAUAUACAGAAGUUCUUACAUUUUGUUGCUGCAUAAUUUAGACUGAAAUAGAAAUGCAUACCUCAGUUCCUUUUGCAAUUUAAUAUGGAUUACAGCAUCUGAAAACAUGGUUUUUGUUUAUCUUUUUUGGUUAGUUGGAAUAUUUACCUACCUAUUUUGGAUCCACCUCAUAGGUUUAGGAAUAUCAGUUUAUUGUAAUUUUAACAUUUAGACUGCAACAGCAUAUGGAAUCGUUUGUUAGUUUCUUCAGUGUCAAUCAAGUGCAUGCAAAUGAUCACCCUAUC